This is a messenger RNA of Torulaspora delbrueckii, 1278 nucleotides long. It is a transcript of the gene MSS51, whose product is annotated as Mss51p. The record is from RefSeq and is a predicted model, not a curated record. The transcript has a single exon. The coding region runs from base 1 to 1278 and encodes 425 amino acids. Gene Ontology annotation, biological process: mitochondrial respiratory chain complex IV assembly. Lineage: Eukaryota; Fungi; Ascomycota; Saccharomycetes; Saccharomycetales; Saccharomycetaceae. Gene Ontology annotation, cellular component: extrinsic component of mitochondrial inner membrane.
AUGAUGCUCUCAGCAACUAGUCGUUUUCCGUCUUUGAGGGCUCAACGAUGCGGUAAAGUGUUCAACCAGAGACGGUUUAUCAUUGGAUUUGUUAGAAACGCUCUUGGGUUAGACCCUCCUCCUUCUCCAGAUGAUCCAACUCCAGAGAACAGGUUUCAUCCAUGGGAUCAGUCCCCUGUGGGAGAUUUGAGAGAACGUGCGGCAAGGAUAAGGACUCUGGCUCGUUGUCCCGUUACUGGCAAAGAGAUUAAUUAUACUUGUCCCUUGUCAGGUAUUCCAACCCAUCACUCUCGCGAAGCCUGGGAACAAGAUAAGCAGUAUCAUCAGUCGAAGAAGUAUGAAAUUUUGAAGAAAGUUAACAUUUACGAGCACGAUUUGAGAAGUGGUAGACCAUUUCCUGAGUUUGAUUUUCCGCAGGGUCAGGAUUUUGAUCGUACAGUGAAUAUGACCAACUGGGAUUUAUUCUUUUACACACGUCAGUUUUAUUCGAUGGACACAGAGUUUCAAUUGGCAGCAGUGACUAAGAUGUUGAGUUAUCCGAUCUCGAUCGCUUCAGUACUACACCAAUUCUCACCAUACUCAUUGAACCCUAAGGGACCUGUUACAUUGGAAGGUUUGAAAUCUUUGGCUGCCCUGCGUUACACUUUGUACCCACUGGAGAAUAAGACAAUAUCUUCUACUAAGGAUCGUCCUAUGAGAAUCUUUAUUUUGGGAGCUCGUGCAGAGGCUCAGUUACCUGGGCACGUUUGGAAACAGUUGCAGUACUUGUUCCCCGAACAAAUGUUCGAACUUCACUUUGUCGGUCCCGAGUGUCUACUUAACAAGGAAAAACACCAAUAUGUUACAUCCUCUACGCCCGUGGUCAAGAGAGUCGACGAAACUAUAUCGUUCGUUUACCACACAGAUUUUUUUCAUGUUUUGCAUGAAGCUCAGGAUUUUUUCCCUUACGAUCCAUACUUGGAUGUCUUCUUCUGCUUCCACCCUGGUUUUGGCGCACCAGAGACUUCUGCAUCGUGGUUGAAUGAAACUAUGAAGGGUUUGCUUGAGACCAAGUGUGCCAUCUUUACCACAGGGUUUAAUAAGGCCGAUUUGCUUCGUGAUGUUGAUGCAGUCAAAGACAAAUACGGGAAGGAGGUUGACGUUCUGAUGGAACCUGUCAAGAACGUCUUUGGAAGUACCAAAUGGGAACUUAAUGACAUGAACCCGCAGGAAGUGUACCAAUUCAAUAUGUAUAUAGCGGGUUUCAGAGGUAAGAGGUACCAUGCCAUCGAAGUAUGA